Astyanax mexicanus (Mexican tetra) is the source of this 2791-nucleotide messenger RNA. It is a transcript of the gene znf576.2, whose product is annotated as zinc finger protein 576, tandem duplicate 2. The transcript is spliced from 5 exons. The record is from RefSeq and is a predicted model, not a curated record. The coding region runs from base 143 to 1378 and encodes 411 amino acids. NCBI's taxonomy places the organism in Eukaryota, Metazoa, Chordata, Actinopteri, Characiformes, Acestrorhamphidae.
GCAGCUGCUGGUGCUGCUACUCGCUGCAGUGGGCAGCAGCUCUCCGACCCACUUGCGCCCCCAUUACAUUCAUUUGCAUGACUCGCUGGUGUUGGUUUCCCUCCAUAAAAGUGCAGCUUGCUGUAGAAGAUACUCCUUCAAAAUGGACUCUGAUAUACUGAAGAUUGAGGAAAUAGUGAUGGGUGGUGGAGAAGAUGCUGCCACUUCUGAACUGGACCCUGAAAAAGUAGAGCAGCCUUACACCACCAUCAUCAUUCAGCAACCUACAACAGCCCCGAUCAUCCAGUCAUACCAGCAUGAGAGCUUGCAGUGUUUCCAGUGUUUCAUCACUUUCUGUAACUCCAAAGCCAAAGAACGGCAUAUGAAGAAGAGUCAUCGUGAAGAGUACAAACAACAACUGCAGCAGUGCGACACACUUUUUACCUGCUAUGUGUGUGACCGCACUUUCCCGUCUUCUGAGGAACUAACGCAGCAUCAGUCCACCCACAAUAAGGAAGACAAGCCCUUCAAAUGUGUGCACUGCCAAGAAAGCUUCCGUACCUUCUCUGAGCUGACCACACACCGACGGCAGGUAUGUCCCGAGCGGCAGUUUUCGUGCAAAGAAUGCAACGAGACGUUUCGAAGUCCGGUACUUCUACGUAACCACCGCCUGGCCCAACACCCUGUGCGCCUUGAAACGGAGGAUGCUGAUGACCCUUCAAAGACCCACCGAUGUGGCAAGUGCGGCAGAGGCUUCGAGGAAGAGGCGGAACUCCUGCAGCACCAGGAGAACCACGCUGGCAACCAGCACUGCAACGGUGCCUCAUCCAAGAAACGCGGGAGGCCUGCCAAAGCCGACGCUUCAGCAGCUGGAGAUAAGAAGCAAAAGCGGAUCAAGAAGGAAGACAGUGAGGCAGGAGAGGAGCCGGGGGUGAGCAACCAUUCGGAGGACCCCUCGACUCCACAAGCCGAAGCUGUAACCAUACUUGAACCGGAGGCAAAGGUUCCAUUUGUGGUCAGGCGGGGCAGACCACCAAAAUCCACGCAAGACUCCAAGGCCAAGGAGGAUGAAGCGGAGAACAAGAAAACGAAGGCUCCACCGCCGCCUGUUCGAGAGAUCCCCUGCACAGAAUGCGACCUCACAUUUCCGGCGUUGGCGCCGCUGAGGGCGCAUAAGAAAGAGAAGCACACGCAGAAAAAGCCUCAUCCCUGCAAAGAGUGCGAGGAGAGCUUCAACCGUGCCCAGCAGCUGGAGGCGCACAUGUCCCGAGCUCACACGGCCGGGCGCUACAACUGCUCCACGUGCGGCAAGAGCUUCAGCAGAGAAAGCAACCUGAAGGCUCACCAACAGUCCCACGGCAAAGAGGAAGAGAAGCCAGCCGGCCGCGGAAAAAGAUAAUUCAGCGUGGAAGUGCUGUGUAUAAAGGGGUUUGGGUAUACGUUUUUAAAGUUUGCUUAAUGGAACAACUGAAAGAGCGGGAUUAGGUUUGGGUUUGCAAGAUUGAAAACAAGUAAAACAAGUGCGUGAGACAUUUUUCAAACACUAUUAGGGUUUUAUGUGACAACUGGAAAGCCCAAAAAAGCCCCACGUGGCUUCUCAUCUUCAUUUCAUCUUAGAUCUGUGGCAUGGUAUAUGUUUCAGGCCUAAUGGAAAUAUAUAUAGGAUAAUCAAACCUGUGGAUCACACACAUGAGCAUCUUGGGGGAGUUUGAGGGCGGGGGGCACUUAACAGUAAAAUUGCUUUGUAUCGGCUUUUAAUUGAAUAUUUUAUUGUUUCUUUUUUUUUUUUAUGAAUAUCUUAAAUGAGUUAUUGUUUUUACAUUUUUUUUAGAAGUGUGUGUGUGUGUGGUGUCAGGUGGGAACAUACCUGAAUAGAAUUAAUGUUUUCUGAUGAUGAGCAUCAACCUGACUGAUUAGAAAAUGUUUUAAUUUUCUGUAGUAUCAUAAGACGUGAACUUCGUCAAAGUGUCUUUGUUGGCCACCCAGAGAAAUUUUGCCCAAUAAUUUGAAUUGUUCUUGACUUGAUAUUAUACUGUACAGUUCUUAAUCAAGAUUGGUGUGGCUAUGAUGACGCUAAACCAAAAUUAAUCUUUUUCUAUCUGUUUGGCAAAGACUCGAGAUGAUUCUUAACAAAUUUGUAUGACCUGACUUUAAAUCAUUAAGCUGUACUAUAAGAAGUCUUUCAAUAAGUCUUUUACCUUGUUUGUAUAGAUAUUACUAUGAUACUUUGAUAAGAGUUGUUGAAUGUACUGUGAAUGGCAUUCUCACAUGAGGGUGUUACACAUUUAAAAACUGUUAUUGAUUUUGGAUAUCAGCUCCUAGAUUGUAUGUAGUGUAUGUAGAGCUGUCCGCUGUCUUUUUGCAGAGAUUGGGAAACCUUUCAAUUUAUCAUAGUAAUAUAAAUUAAUUUUAUAAAACCCUACAAACAAAGUACUUGGUAAAACUUUGUGCUUUGUAUUCUUUUGCCUUGAUGCAUCAGAAGGUGCUGUGCUGUUGAUCUGGCUUUGUUAAGCCAGAUGUGUUUAGUUUUUUUUUUUUUUCCAUUUUUCAUCAAGAAACUUACAUUUGCUAGAUGCAGUUUUACUCAAUUAACAACUCUUUGUGACCUCUGUAAUUACAUUUAAUACAGUUUUGAGCCCAUUGUGUUUUGAUUUUCUUUACAUUAGUAAUUCACAGACUUUGAUAACCAUGGCCCUUGUGGGGGGAAAAAAAGAAGUGUCCUACUGUGUCUUUGUCUCUCAUAUGUAAUUUGUUCCAUGUUGGCUAAACUGUAUCAAAUUAAAGGAACCCACAUUAAGGGGCUGCUACAGAA